UUCAGUUUGUCCCUUUUCGACGCCCGUUCACAGUUCUAUUUCCGGAAGGUUUUCACAACAAUGGCGACUGCGCAGCACCGCGGCGAAGGGCCUCGGGCUGGAGCAGGAGCGGAGGAGAAGGCAAACGAUGGGAAAUGUAACACUGUCUCCAACAGCCCUGGAGGAGGAGGAUGUGGUGGUGGUGGUGGACUUGGGAAGCGACCAGGAAGCAAGGACGAGCUCCAUAACCAGCCGGCGCCUCCCAAAAUCUCCAAACCCAGCAUCAGUGUCGCUAAGAAGUCUGCUCCUAUUUCCAUCAAGCUAGGAGCUAGCAAACCGAAAGAAGCAGCGCCUGUUCUAACCUCCAAAAAACCUGCAUCUGUUUUUGAUGACGAUGACAGUGAACCAGAGGAGAUGCCUCCAGAAGCGAAGAUGAGGAUGAAGAACAUUGGGAGGGACACCCCAACUUCAGCGGGCCCAAACUCAUUCAACAAAGGCAAGCAAGGUUUCUCUGACCACCAGAAGCUUUGGGAGAGGAAGCUCAAAUCUCAGAUUGAUCAAUAACUCCUGCCAUUAUAACUGCCUUCAAUCCCUUAAAUCUCGUUUCUUGUUUUUUUUUUUCUUCCUGAAAGACUUUUGUAAAAUAUACGUGUACAUAUGUGAUGAAACUACCACACCAACGCCACUUUUAUUAGAUGUAAUAGUUGUUUUUGUUUUUGUUUUUUUGCCACAAAAUCAUAGCCUUUCAUUCAUUUCUGUGGAUGGCGUUGACAGUGAUUCAUAUUUUCCUCCAGAUGUACCACAGUUAUUUGAUCUGAUGUAGUACCAAAUACUGUUUAGACAGACAUUAUUAGCAAUAAGGAAGUAGAUUAUAUUAGAUAAGCUGUAGAGUUCCUGAUGCUGAUAAAAUGUAUCGGAGUAAGAAUGUGUUCUCUGUGCUGUGUGAUGGAAAGAUGAUUAAAUCUAUAUGAUGAGACAUG
Messenger RNA from Tachysurus vachellii, 959 nucleotides. It is a transcript of the gene pcnp, whose product is annotated as PEST proteolytic signal containing nuclear protein. The coding region runs from base 61 to 543 and encodes 160 amino acids. Lineage: Eukaryota; Metazoa; Chordata; Actinopteri; Siluriformes; Bagridae. Gene Ontology annotation, biological process: proteasome-mediated ubiquitin-dependent protein catabolic process; protein ubiquitination. Gene Ontology annotation, cellular component: nucleus. The record is from RefSeq and is a predicted model, not a curated record. The transcript is spliced from 5 exons.